UCUCCUUGGUACAAGACGAGGGAUAAAAGAACAGCGCAAGUGGAGUGAUGCAGCCGAGGGGGCCAGACCAGAGGAAGGGACGGCGGGGAGGUGGCAAGGCGCAGAGAGCAGGUUCGCUUGGCGGACGCACCGAGGGAGGCGUGUGGGAGCCAUGCUUCUUCCCUCUUCGUCUUCGUCUUCCGCUUCCGCUUCCAAAGGUAACUCCUUUGGGAAAACCGUUAACGAUCAUCUGAGGUCAACUUUGAGUUUUGAUAACAAGCAACCUCCAUUUGCGAGUCAAAACUUUGACUACGGUCAAACAAUAGCUUGCAUUUCAUACCCGUACAAUCGUUCUAGAUCAGGAGAUGUUUGGGCAGCCUAUGAGUCACGCACCAGCACUGCCACUGUGUUGCAUUUAAAGCAGUUCCGUUCCCAAAUUGCUGGUGGGGGUUCAUCCACAAGAAUUCCCUUGCCUUUGGAAUUAGCAGAGAAUGAACCCAUAUAUGUGAAUCCCAAACAAUAUCACGGGAUACUUCGCAGAAGACAGUUACGUGCCAAGCUAGAGGCUCAGAACAAGCUAGUCAGAGCCCGAAAGCCUUACCUUCAUGAGUCUAGGCAUCUUCAUGCAAUGAAGAGGGCACGAGGUUCCGGUGGACGAUUCCUCAACACUAAGCAGCUCCAGCAGUCUCACACAGCCCUCACCAGGUCCACCACCACAAGUGGCACAAGCUCCUCAGGCUCAACUCAUCUGCGGCUUGGUGGUGGCGCAGCCGCAGCUGGAGAUCGAUCUGUGCUGGCACCCAAAACAAUGGCCUCACAAGACAGUAGCAAGAAGGCCGUUUCUUCAGCCCUCGCCUUCACUGCGACUCCAAUGCUGCGCAGAGAUGACGGCUUCUUGCAGCACCCAAGCCAUCUUUUCAGUUUUUCUGGUCAUUUUGGGCAGGCAAGCGCGCAAGCUGGCGUCCAUAAUGGAAGUCAGCAUAGGGUUCCAGUUAUGAGAUGACCGGUUUGCGAACCAUAGCUGGUGAUCCAGGCGUCUAGGGUCAACUUCGCUGUGGUGUCUUAGUCUCUCAGGCAAUUCAUCCUUGGCUUAAUUUCUGGCUUUUUAUUAGAAGGUACCAAAAUGUGUUCCAUACCGUUGUGGCCACAGAGCCCAUAAACCAGGGGGUUUGAUGGUUGGCACUCCUACCCAAACUAUUGUUGCAGUGGUGUUUGUUAGAAUAAACCUUGACUAUUAUUCUGUACAAUUUGCCUUUAUCUUGUACUGCCAAUUAUUGUGUAGUGGUCACCUGUCCAGUUUAUGGCCUCAA
This is a messenger RNA of Zea mays, 1289 nucleotides long. RefSeq names its product nuclear transcription factor Y subunit A-3. The record is from RefSeq and is a predicted model, not a curated record. The transcript is spliced from 5 exons. Gene Ontology annotation, biological process: regulation of DNA-templated transcription. Lineage: Eukaryota; Viridiplantae; Streptophyta; Magnoliopsida; Poales; Poaceae. The coding region runs from base 152 to 982 and encodes 276 amino acids. Gene Ontology annotation, molecular function: DNA-binding transcription factor activity.